Psylliodes chrysocephalus is the source of this 3019-nucleotide messenger RNA. The record is from the annotation of a GenBank genome assembly. NCBI's taxonomy places the organism in Eukaryota, Metazoa, Arthropoda, Insecta, Coleoptera, Chrysomelidae.
CGAAAAAUAACCUGUCUUCGCCCAUAGAGUCGCAUCUUAAGCCUAUUGACAAGCAUUCUACCCCACUCCAGUUCAUUGGAUUGCCAGCAAGUGACCAGCAGACAGCAGUGUUGCCAGGCAAUAUUUUAAAAUUUUAAAAAAGAAGAUAAAGUAAAGUUCAAUAACAUUGUCAUUCUGUGAUUGUCAUUUUAAACCUCAAAAAAUAAUUGUAAAUUUCGGGUUUUUAAGUAAAAGAAAUGUUACUUGUAGUUAAAUUUGCCAAAACUGUGCGUAACAACUGGAAAAAAUCUGUGUUUUUUUCAGGAGUUGUUACCUAUGGAGUGAUUUACACUAAAAAUUACAUUGAUACCCAAGAUUUAAUGAGACUAUACUGUCAGAAAGCUGCUAAAUUUGGAAAACAACCUCUUCCUCUUCACAUCAACCCACGACAUAUUACUGUAAUAUUAAAUCCAAGUGCCAACAAGCGAAAGGCCAACGAAGAAUUUGAAAAAUAUUGUGCCCCACUGUUACAUUUGGCAGGAAUCACAGUUGAAAUCAAGAAAACAGAAUCUGAAGGGCAUGCAAAAACAAUCAUCGAGGAAAUAGGGGGCACAGAUGCAAUAGUGAUUGCUGGUGGAGAUGGCACAUUAUCAGAGGUGGUAACAGGGUUACUCAGAAAAACUAAUGAUAAGACUAGUAACAUUCCCUUAGGUAUUUUGCCAUUAGGCAAAACAAAUUCAAUAGCAAGUGUGCAAUUUCCUGGUAAAAAGAAAAUUGAAAAAGUAAAAGCACUUGCAGAUGCUACAAUGGCUAUUAUAGAAGAAUCAAUUCGACCUGUGGAUGUCAUGAAAAUAGAAUUACUUUCAAAUGAUGAGUCAGAUGAUGUUAACAACAAACCUGUUUAUGCUGUUAGUUCAUUAAAAUGGGGAGCAUACAGAGAUGCUGCAGCAAGAAAAGACAGUUAUUGGUAUUUUGGUCCACUUAGGAAUUAUGCUACAUACAUUUUUAAUGGAUUUAAAAGUAAAUUAUCUUGGAAUUGUGAAGCCCAAAUCACUUACAGUGCUCCUUGUGAAGGUUGUUCUAACUGUUACAAACGAAAUGAUACUGUAUCAAAUGGAGGAUUUUUUUCAAAGUUUAUGAAAGGAGAUCCCAUUCAAGCAAAGUACUUAGCAAUAAAUAAUCCGGAAUGCCAAAUAUGUCAUGAGAAAAAAAUUUGCACCUCUGAUCUGGCAUUAUCAACUCAAAACAUAAUACCACAGACAAAAGAAAUGUUGCCAAAACUUGUAGUUGAAAUUGGACCUGACCAUGUAGACUAUUUAGAUUUUGUCAAAAACGGAUUCAAGUUGGAAAAAGGUGAAAAGAAAGAUAUUAAGGAAGUAAUAGAAGCCAAAAGUAUAAACAUAAACCCUGAAAAUGACAGACAAGAUACCUGGUUUUCAAUUGACAAUGAAGAUUUUGAAGUUAGACCUAUUAAAAUUACUUUGUUACCAAGAAUUAUUAAUAUUUUUUGUAAAAAAGAUAGCAUAAAUGUUUGAUAAACAAAGGCAUUUUAACAACCAAACCCUAUAUUAAAAUAAAAAAUUGUAAGACCAGUCAGUGCAACACCAUUCUUACGUUAUUUAAAAAAUUAAACUAACAAAUAUAAAAUUAUAUUUAUUCUUAACCUAUUCUUUAUCACUUGUUAGAUUUACAUUGUCUUUAAAACAAACUGGAAUUAAAUCACCCCAUUUGGUUGAUCUUGCACAGUGGUACAUGACUUUUCCAUGCUUUGAAGCUGUAAAAAUAACUUCUUCUAGUUUUCCUCUAGGGGAACACAUCCUGCAAAUUGUAUGUUUAGAUCUGACUAAAGUUGGACGAACUAAUCUAGGCCAUUUAAUUUCUGUAUUUAUGGCACCACUCUUACAUUUUUUUAAGACUACAUACGAAUACAGUUCAUUUUUUAAAUCUGAAGUUGCUCCAAUUGGAAGAGAAUAAUAAGCAACUUCAAAAUUGCAAGGGGUACCAUCCUUUGAUAAAAAUCUAGGACAGAUAUCAUCAUGAGGGCAAGGGCUGAACACAGUGCAUUUUCGAGAUUCCUGGUUUGCUUGUAACAAAAAGUCUCUUAAUUCAUUUACCACUUUAAAUCCAGCAUUAGUACCUUGUUCCACUAUGACUAAGUAUUUUUCAGUUUUAUUCCACAAAUUUACAACUGUUUCUAAUCUACUCUGCAAGGAAGGGAGUUCAAACAUUGAAUAAGCUGAGACCACUAAAUCAUAAGAUAAGGAAGUAGCUGGUAAAAACUGUCUGUAAAAUACACCCCUCAAUGAAAAGUUACUUGAACCUCUACCACCCUUUAACAACAGUUCUGCUAAAUCAUUCAUCUCUCUUGAUGCAUCUACAUUAAAAUAUUCGAGAAAGUACUGUUUCCAGUAAAGGUUAGCUGCCCAAGUGGCUGUACCUACUCCCGAUCCAUAGUCAAACAAACUUUUGGGCUUGAAUUCAGGAUCUCUAGUUUCAAUUUCACCAAAUAUUUUUGCCAGCACUGCAUAUUCAGCUGCAGAUCUUCCUACUAAAUAUACCAAUGAAUUAAACGUGUCAUAUUUCAUUGGUUUCCAGUUGUAAAUGUUUUCAUUAAUAAUUUUCUGUGUUUUAUUUUGAAUCAUUUGUUUAAAUCUGACUUCGUCUUCUUCAGUAUUAAUUAUUAUGUGUUCAUUUUUGGAUAACACUCUUCUUUGUAUCUCCCUUACUUUUUCCUUUAAUUCUUCUUUCUCCAAUGGAGCGUUUCUACUUUUUAAAUGCCUUUUAAGUUUUUGACUAGGUUCAAUUAGAGAUUUCACCGGAUAAUCUUCUAAAACGUUUAUAGCUGCCUUUAUAAAUGUUUCAGGGAUUAUUACUGUCUUUGGUCGCAUAACACCUGGAUGUUUUCUAAAUUUAUACACUUUGUUGUUAAUGUCAUCUAUUACUUUGUUAUCUGGUAUUACUGAAGGUCUUGCUUUUGUAGACAGUUCUCUAAAAAAUCGUCGUAUAUACAUUUUGGAAAAAUAAUUUGUUUACAUUUGAG